AUGUCCUCUUCAACCAAUUUCCUCAACAACAUUCUUCUCAACUACCCUCUUCAAGCCCCGGUCCCGAACAUCACAAACAGCACGACUUCCUCCUCCGAUGAAACCAGGAACAAACGGAAGAUAUCUAACCGCGAGUCAGCCAGGCGGUCCAGAAUGAGAAAACAAAAGCAUUUGGAGGAUGUAAAGAGCCAAGUAACAAGGUAUAAGAUGGUUAACCACCAACUUAUGAACCGGUUACGCCUUGUGAACCAUAAUGGGCAGAUUGUCCAGCAAGAGAACCAGUGGCUUUUGUUAGAGUUAGUGAUGCUACAACAAAAAUUAAACCAUUUACAUAAUCUAAUGGCUGAACCGGAGCUUCACCACACGUUGUUACCGUCUGCAUGGCCAUGCAAUAAUAAUGUUACCACUGUAUUUAGUGACCAAAACCAACUUCCGUUGGUAACAUUAUAA
Molecule: messenger RNA, 450 nt
Organism: Helianthus annuus (common sunflower)
Lineage: Eukaryota; Viridiplantae; Streptophyta; Magnoliopsida; Asterales; Asteraceae
Product: bZIP transcription factor 2-like
Exons: 1
Coding region: 1-450 (149 amino acids)
Biological process (GO): positive regulation of DNA-templated transcription
Cellular component (GO): nucleus
Molecular function (GO): DNA-binding transcription factor activity; transcription cis-regulatory region binding
Source: RefSeq, a predicted model, not a curated record